AUGUCUUCUCUAAGAUACACAAUUUCAUAUGACUCUAAAUCCAACUUUGAUGAGCUUAGAUGGGUCAUUCAAAUCCGUAGAACCCUUGAAGAAGAACUUGAGGAUGAUGGCGAGCUACCUGUAUCCAUCUUCAAUGUUCCCAAGCUUCUCAUGGUUAGUGAUCCAGAUUCCUACGUCCCUCAGCAAGUUGCAAUUGGCCCUUAUCAUUACUGGCGUCCAGAACUUUAUGAAAUGGAAAGGUACAAGCUUGCUGCUGCAAAAAGGUUCCAGAAACAACUGCAAAACCUGAGGUUAGAAAACCUCGUACAACAACUGACGAAGUUGGAGCAGAGGAUUCGUGCUUGCUACCGCAAGUUCUUAGAUUUCAGUGGCGAAACAUUGGUGUGGAUGAUGGCAGUUGAUGCCUCAUUCUUGCUCGAGUUCCUUCAGGUUUAUGCCAUCGAAGAAGGAUCAAAAGUACCUCGGGUUUCCUCAAGGUUUAUGUCUCAUUUGGUAGAUUAUGCAGGGAAGAAAUCGGCUCAUAAUGCAAUUUUGAGAGACUUAGUAAUGCCUGAGAAUCAACUUCCCUUGUUUGUUUUGAGAGAGAUGUUGGAGUUCAAGUUCACAUCUUUAGAAGAUGCAGAUGACUUACUGUUUUUAAUGGUUAUAGGAUUGUUGAAAGAGCUUUCUCCUUUCAAGCUGAUGGAUGAUCAUCCAAACGUCCAAGUCUCAGAAUGUGCUCACUUGUUGGAUUUCUUUUAUGACAUGAUUGUGCCCAAAUUGGAACAACAAUCUGAUAUAGUCGAAGUUGACGAGGCUCAUCAACUUGAAGAAGAGCAAGAAGAGAAUGAAAAAUCAACCUCAAAUCCAAACCAUGUUGAGAGAUUCCUAGUGAGCUCUGGAAGUUGCUUUCAAAAUAAACAAAGGGCCAAUAAAGAAGAAGAAGAAAAACCAGAAAAUGGGGAUUCAAGCUCGAAUAGUCUUAUUAAUAGAUCACCAUUAGUAGAGGAAAUUGCUAUUCCAUCAGUUUCAGAACACUUUGAUUCAGGGGUUCGUUUCUUACCCACAAAUAAAGGCAUAUCAAGCAUUGCUUUUGACACAAAAACGCGCACAUUUCACCUUCCCACCAUUAGUCUAGACGUCAAUACUGAAGUUUUGUUGAAAAAUUUAGUUGCAUAUGAAGUAUCAGCAGCUUCAGGCCCGUUGGUUGUGACAAGAUACACUGAACUGAUGAAUGGGAUUAUAGAUUCUGGGGAGGAGGUGAAGAUACUGAGAGAAAAAGGGAUUGUUCAGAACCAUUUGAAGAGUGAUGAAGAAGUAGCUAACAUGUGGAACGGGAUGAACAGGUCUCUAAGAUUGACUAAGGUGAUAUUCUUGGACAAGGCCAUUGAAGAUGUGAACAAGUACUAUAAUGGAAGAAUAAAGGUGAAAGCUUGGAAAUUAAUGAAGUUUUAUGAGUUCAGUUCAUGGCAGUGCUUGACAUUCCUGGCUGCCAUCUUGCUCUUGCUCUUGAUGACCUUGCAAACUUUCUGCUCUGUUUAUACUUGCAGUCGCAUAUUUCAGGUGGAUACUACUGAUGAAUGA
Messenger RNA from Prosopis cineraria, 1563 nucleotides. Its product is annotated as putative UPF0481 protein At3g02645. Lineage: Eukaryota; Viridiplantae; Streptophyta; Magnoliopsida; Fabales; Fabaceae. Bases 1 to 1563 code for a protein of 520 amino acids. The transcript is spliced from 2 exons. The record is from RefSeq and is a predicted model, not a curated record.